CUUAAUCACCAAGAAUUAUCCUCUAACUAUGGUAAUGAUUCUUAGUAUGAUGAAAACAGAAAACACCAUGAAUACAUCUUACUGGAGAGCUCAACUUCCACCUGAUACACGCCCCAGAAUUGUCAAUAAAAUUUUGGACUCUCUAAAAAGACAUUUUCCAAUUUCUGUUUCUGGGGGUUUACUUGAACUUCAGAAAAUUGCUCAAGAGUUUGAAGACAAAAUAUUUAUGUCUGCAAUAAGUCAGUCUGAUUAUUUACGGAAAAUAUCUUUAAAGCUGCUUACAAUGGAGACCAAAUCUCAAAGCACCGUUACCAACAAUAUACUGCCUACUCAAGGAAAUUUUGGAAUAGCUCCUAUCUCAGUUGCUGUGUCUAAUGCCCUUAGGAAUCAAAACAACACUAGGCUUAACUUCACUUACAAGACCAAUAUUCCCGCUGAGGUGCCACCGAGCUCUUCUACUGUCCCAUCAUUAGGACAGGAGAAAGAGUAUCCAUUGAUACAGCCUGACCAUUUUAAACGGAAGAGGAUUUCUUUGGGGAAUUCUUCAUAUUCUUCUGAAAGAACGGAGUCUGGAAUCCCCAAAGAUCCUUCUACUACAACGGUUAUUCACGACCAUAAUAACUUGUUUCUUCAAAGUGAAGUUUUGAAUUUUGCAGGACAGAUGGAGCCUUCUAAAGUUGUUUCACUUGGUUUGGAGAACAUCUUUGAUGCCGUGGCCACUAAUGCGAUGUGGCUCAACUCUGUUGCUAACGAAGCUAAAGGUGUUUGUAAGACUUGGCCUCAUGAGAAGAUGAAAUAUGAAGAAGACCUCAAACGUCUCACCGACGAAUUGGUGAAAAAGGAUGAAUUAAUUGCUCAACUAAGGGAAGAGAACAUCAACUUGACAAAGAAGUCGGAGAGGGAAAAAUAUGAACUCUGAUCCCAACUAGAAUCUUCGAA
Molecule: messenger RNA, 939 nt
Organism: Vicia villosa (hairy vetch)
Lineage: Eukaryota; Viridiplantae; Streptophyta; Magnoliopsida; Fabales; Fabaceae
Exons: 4
Coding region: 29-919 (296 amino acids)
Biological process (GO): regulation of DNA-templated transcription
Molecular function (GO): transcription coactivator activity; chromatin DNA binding
Source: RefSeq, a predicted model, not a curated record